This is a messenger RNA of Polistes dominula (European paper wasp), 770 nucleotides long. Its product is annotated as carbonic anhydrase 7. Gene Ontology annotation, cellular component: cytoplasm. The record is from RefSeq and is a predicted model, not a curated record. NCBI's taxonomy places the organism in Eukaryota, Metazoa, Arthropoda, Insecta, Hymenoptera, Vespidae. Gene Ontology annotation, molecular function: zinc ion binding; carbonate dehydratase activity.
AAUCAAGAAUUCACGUAAUCAAUAUGCAGUGUGCUGGUGACAGUCCGAAAUGGGGUCAAUCUCCGGUUGAUAUUGACGAUAAUCACGUUCUUAGAAUUGAAUAUCCACCCUUAACUAUGAGUGGUCAUUGGAGUCAAGAUGGUUAUGCAAAUAUUAGGAAUACAGGUUCUACAGUUGGGAUAACUUUGGAAGGUAAUAGAAGUCCAGCAACAAUUCGAGGUGGACCAUUAGUAGACGACGUUUAUGAACUUUCAGAAGUUGUUUUUCGUUGGGGCUCAUCGAACUGUAAAGGUGCCGAGCAUACUCUCAAUGGAACAUGGUUUACAAUGGAAGCUCAAGUUUUACAUUACAAUCGUCGAUACGAAGAAAUUGAGCAAUGUUGGGACAAAAGGGAUGGUCUAGCUAUCUGUUCCUAUUUUCUUCAAGUUUAUCAACUUCCUGCUUGGGAUGAACAUCCAUUGUUUUCAAAGAUCACUGAUAAUUUAUAUAAAAUCACUGAACCUGAUUCUAAUGCUAAAAUAUCGCCCAAUUGUUUGAGUUGGAUGAGACAAGCUUGUCAAACACCUGGUUAUUAUACCUAUACAGGUUCAAUUACAACUUGGCCCUAUCACGAAUGCGUAACUUGGAUCAUAUUUCCAGAACCUAUAAGAAUUUCGGAAAAUCAAGCACAAUGUUUUAGAAUGUUAAGAAACAAGCAAGGAAAUUUUAUCAAAGAAAAUUAUAGGGAAGUUCAAAAACUCCAUUCGAGAAUUAUAUAUUAUAUUUGUUGA